AUGAUGUUCACAACAGAUGUACUCUCACUGAGUAUCGAAUUCAGUAGCAACGCUUGCAAAGUUAACUUGACGCCUCCCAACUCUACCGAAGUCUUUCUUUUUUCUUCUCUUCAACUCUCCGCAUUGCGUUCCUCGAGAAUCGAGCAUCUGUUCGAGUCAUUUCAGUACUCGCUGUCACCUCUCUCGACCCUCCACCCCGCCGCCAGCUACAAAUCAAUCAACAUCAUUGCAAUCCUCAUCAUUAUCUUCAUCUUCGGCAUUGCCUCAACAGCUGCUACUGCUACUAACACACCUACUACGAUUACUAUCACGAGCACGAGCGUUAAGUUUAUAACUCUUACCACUCCCUCUGCAACUCUCUGUUGCAUCUAUCUCACUUUUCUCUUCCUCCGUGCUUACAUCUUUUACUGCUGCUGCUACUGCCAGAAUUGCAACUACGGCUACAACACAGCAUUAUCACCAUUGGGCGUACGGCGCUCCUCUCGGGAAGAUGAGCAGACAGACAGAGCGAGCAAGAAGCGACAAAAAGCGACUGCCCGCAUUUCUAUCCAGGUGAUUCCUGUUGGGACCUUAACAAGUUAG
This is a messenger RNA of Acanthosepion pharaonis, 582 nucleotides long. The record is from the annotation of a GenBank genome assembly. NCBI's taxonomy places the organism in Eukaryota, Metazoa, Mollusca, Cephalopoda, Sepiida, Sepiidae.